CGGCUGCUUCUGAGGAUUCUCUCCUGUCAUGGCCUUGGGAAUAAGAUGCUUUCGCCUACUGCACCCUGCCUUUAGCAGUUACCUGGCUGAUUUGAGCAGACCUGUUUCAGAAGUUCCCAUGAAGACAGAGCGUGGAAGACAACAUGACCAUAUACAGUACUCAGCCUACCCAGCAGUGCCAGUUCGCCAUUUUGCAACCAAGAAGGCCAAAGCCAAAGGGAAAGGACAGCCCCAGGCCAGAGUGAACAUUAACACUGCCUUGGUUGAGGACAUAAUCAGCUUGGAGGAGGUGGAUGAAGACAUGAAAUCCGUGAUGGAAGCACUUAAAGAGAAUUUCAAUAAGACUCUCAACAUAAGGACUGCACCAGGAUCCCUUGAUCAUAUUACUGUGGUAACUGCUGAUGGGAAGCUUGCUCUAAACCAGAUUGGCCAGAUCUCCAUGAAGUCGCCACAGUUGAUUCUGGUGAAUAUGGCCAGCUUCCCAGAGUGUACAGCUGCAGCUAUCAAGGCUAUAAGAGAAAGUGGAAUGAAUCUGAACCCAGAAGUGGAAGGAACACUAAUUCGGGUACCCAUUCCUAAAGUAACCAGGGAACACAGAGAAAUGCUGGUGAAACUGGCCAAACAGAACACCAACAAAGCCAAAGAAAAUUUACGGAAGGUUCGCACUAAUGCAAUGAAUAAACUGAAGAAGUCAAAGGACAAAACCUCGGAGGACACCAUUAGGCUCAUCGAGAAGCAGAUCAGCCAAAUGGCCGACGACACAGUGGCGGAGCUGGACCGGCAUCUCGCAGCAAAGACCAAAGAACUUCUUGGAUGAAAGUCAGCAAUCGCAGCCGAGCACCAGUGUCUGCUCAUGCAGUGGGUGGCAAGCGUGUGCGCCCACUGCCCUGACCAUCCAUCGGAGGCUGACACUGCUGCUCCUCCGUCAGCCACUCAGCUUCCUGUUGGGGUGCUCAGACUUACGGAAUCUCUUCCUUGUUUCCUUGCUCUGCUCAGAAUCUCCUGGUGUGAAGGCCCUCAGAGAAUGUCUCCUGGUGUGAAGGCAGAGGACCUUUACUCUGGCAGUGACCGUGACUGUGGUGUCACCGCAAGACUAGGGCCACCGUCAGGCUUAGCAGCUCCUCUCUUCAACACAGGAGCCUCCUUUCAAACUGUGAAUCAUCCCCUGCCCUUGUGUUAAACUCAUUUGGAUUAACGUGGACCUUCAGUCCGACUGCUAAUGAUCAAGCUAAAUAAAUUGGAAAAUAACAACCACAGAGGAAAGAGAGAGGUUUGGAUGGAGAAGCCCCAGAGCUUGUUUAUAAAGCAACCAAGGGCAAUGCUUUUGCCUCUGGGUUGUCGUCCCACAUGCUGUUCCACGUGGACCGAGCUUCCGCUCCUAACAAUCAGCCCUGUUUACUGUGGUCAGUUGCUCCCUCUGGGCAGUCUCUCUGCCUCCAGAUUAGGCCCCAGUUUUGGCUGGGCUACUCUUAUUUAAACCUCUGUUUUUCUUUUCUGUUAGUCUAUAUCUGGAGAAAAAUUACCAGAGAGAAUGACACAGUAACACUUGAAGUUGUCCAUGUAUUUAUGCUGUGAGAUUGUUAGCUGCUCUCCAAAUGUUUUUCUUCUCUCUGUCACUCCACUCUUGUCUCUGUCAACAUUUAUUUGGUAAUGAGCUACUGUUUCUCCUGAUAGACAGGUCCUUUGUUGUAACCGUCUUUUUCUUCUUCUUUUCAUUGCUGUAUGCUGUGCCAUCGCUUUCGUGUAGAGGUCAGGUCAGACAGCUCCCAGGAGUCAGCUCUCACCUUGUGGGACGGACCCAGAUCCUCCAUACCAAGCACCUUUGUCUGCUGAGUCAUCUCACUUGCUGCGCUGUGGCUUUCAGUGCCAAGUUAAGUCAGUCUUUUUUCCCUUCCCCUGCAGACAUUCCUUCAUUCAUUUAAUUAUAAUAAAGCUAUAUUUAGGCAUUAUUUGUAAUCACAAAACGAGACAGAUACCUGCACUUACAAAUAUGGAAACUGACACGACAGUGUUAGGUACUGAGUCCUCCAGACAGUGGAGUGGGAAAGUGGUGGGACAUUUUAUUUUCCUUUCUUUUUCUGAUAACAAGGUCACUCUACAUAGCCCUAACUGUCCUGGAGCUCACUCUGUAGACCAACUAUGCCGGCCUUGAACUCAGUACUCCUGCCUCAGCUUCUCGAGUGCUUGGUUUAAAGGUGUGGGCCACUGCCCAGCUAGGGGCAUUUCCAUUGUACAAGAUGCAGUUUCUCAAGCCGUGUCUCACAGCCAGCAAGCAGCUAGGCAGAGAGAAAAGUUGUAGGCUUGAUUCCAGAGUCUGUUCUUUCCACCGAACAGAGUGAGAGGUGAAUGACCAUUUCCACCACAUACCGAGCAGUUCUCUAGUGCAAACCAACCAGGUAUCUGGUAUGGAGUCAAUUCUGAGACAUAACUACCUGUAGAGUCUGGGGUUCUGCACUCCACCCUGAAAAAUGCCCUAUUUUUCUGACAACAAUAGCAAGUCUGGACCACACAAACCUAGUUCUCGGCCCCCUCCUUUGAUCUGCUUAAUCAGCCAGGAUGCUGCUCAGGGCUUGGGAGGUAGGUUUUCUGGCUUUUUACAAAGCAUGCUCUGAGGCGUACAGAUGAACACGAUUCAGGGGAUUAGGGGAGGUGGGAUACUGGGAAGCAGGAAUAUGCUCCGAGGCACCCUGGGUGGCCACAUUCCCAGCACUGCCAGAUUGUCCAACCUGAAGAAGCCACUGCCACCUGCUGUCUUGUCAGGACGCAGUGGGCACCAGCUGUUUCUCUGGUGCCCUAUUACGUGCUAGAACACAGAGGCUGCUGGGCUGUGACCGCUGGCUUUGAGCAGUGCCACUACACUGAGCUGAGUGGCCCUCACAGUGCCCCAAGCAGGAAGGUCUGUUCGAGGUCUGGGUGAUGAGAUGUGGCUCAAGGAACCUGCGCUAGCUAAUAAAGCUGCUGCUGCUGCUGCCUCUGCCCACACUAGUGGGACCUGCUGGGAAAUAGCCAGUGCGAAUUAGGACUAGGCCAGGGAUGAAAGAACUAACAUGCCCUCCCACCCCAUCUACUUACCCUCAAAGCCAGAGACAAAUGGGAAGUUAGGCUGCCAGGGGAGAGCUUCUGGAGCCACAAGGCGGAGGCUUUGCCAGGGUUCAGUUCUGCGAGUGACCAGAAUUCUCGCUGCAAAUGUGCUGCUCAAAGAUGCAGGAUUUUUUUUUUUAAUAAACAGAGGAAAUGAUAAAUUAUGUUGUAACUCCACUCCAAAGGCAUUUGGUUCUUAACAGCCAAAUCCUCUGUAGUCUUUAAAUAAACAAAACUUAUUUGGUGAACAGACGGGGGUGGGGAGGGAUGAAAGAUUUUCAGUACUUGGGUUCCACAUGUCAACAAUUUCUCUCCUGUGUGUAUGUUGGCCAAAGCCAUAUAUCAUGAUAAAUGAAUAAAGGAAAGCCCUGAGCCCAGGGCGGUGAGACAGCUCAGCAAA
This is a messenger RNA of Rattus rattus (black rat), 3481 nucleotides long. It is a transcript of the gene Mrrf, whose product is annotated as mitochondrial ribosome recycling factor. Gene Ontology annotation, cellular component: mitochondrion. NCBI's taxonomy places the organism in Eukaryota, Metazoa, Chordata, Mammalia, Rodentia, Muridae. The record is from RefSeq and is a predicted model, not a curated record. Gene Ontology annotation, molecular function: ribosomal large subunit binding. The coding region runs from base 29 to 817 and encodes 262 amino acids. The transcript has 6 exons. Gene Ontology annotation, biological process: translation.